This is a messenger RNA of Coccomyxa subellipsoidea C-169, 375 nucleotides long. RefSeq lists its product as hypothetical. Lineage: Eukaryota; Viridiplantae; Chlorophyta; Trebouxiophyceae; Coccomyxaceae. The record is from RefSeq and is a predicted model, not a curated record. The transcript has 3 exons. The coding region runs from base 1 to 375 and encodes 124 amino acids.
AUGUCCUACUGCGGGUCUGAGGGCCUCCUGACAGACAGGGGGGACGCAAUGUUGGUGAUAGGAUGCUCUGAGGCCGUCACAGGGCUCUGCUAUCCCGACAUGAAGGCAUGCACGUUUGUUGAUGGGCCUGCCAAUGCCACUGUGCAGUAUGUGUCGGAAGUCGCUGUGUCUGCAAAUGUAUUUUACCACAUUCAGAUUUCCUGGGAGCCCUCAUACGUGGGACCUGUAAUUGUCUCCAUCGAGUGCAAUCUGGCCGAUGCAGCCGGCAAUGAGUUGGGUGUUCCCCUGAAGGCGAUAAAGUUUCAAGUGCGGGACCACGUUGCUGUGCAUGCGACUGCAUACAAGAUUGGUGCCCAUCAGCUGGGCAAUGCGUGA